Molecule: messenger RNA, 1984 nt
Organism: Eriocheir sinensis (Chinese mitten crab)
Lineage: Eukaryota; Metazoa; Arthropoda; Malacostraca; Decapoda; Varunidae
Gene: mib1
Product: E3 ubiquitin-protein ligase MIB1-like
Exons: 12
Coding region: 133-1980 (615 amino acids)
Biological process (GO): protein ubiquitination
Cellular component (GO): cytoplasm
Molecular function (GO): zinc ion binding; protein binding; ubiquitin-protein transferase activity
Source: RefSeq, a predicted model, not a curated record
GUAAACAAACACUGAAGAAGAAGAAGAAGGCGUGAAGGCGAGGCGGAGGAGAGGCUGCUUGUUCGCCUUUCUCUGGCUGCGUGUGUGUCGCCCCGUGCCGCGCGUGUGUGCCUGGUGUGUGCGUGCCUGGCCAUGGAGGCUGCAGGGGCGGGCGCCGGGCGGAACACGAGAUACAUGAUGGAGGGGGUCGGCGCCAGGGUCAUCAGGGGCCCGGACUGGAAGUGGGGGAAGCAGGAUGGUGGUGAGGGCCAUGUGGGCACUGUCCGUAACUUUGAGUCUCCUGAGGAGGUGGUGGUGGUGUGGGACAACGGCACGGCUGCCAACUACCGCUGUGCUGGUGCCUACGAUCUGCGAGUGCUCGACUCAGCCCCGACAGGUGUGAAGCAUGAGGGCACCAUGUGUGAUACCUGCCGGCAGCAACCCAUCUUUGGCAUCCGCUGGAAGUGUGCCGAGUGCAGCAACUACGACCUCUGCUCCGUGUGCUACCAUAGUGACAAGCAUAACCCCAGACACCGCUUCUACCGCAUCACCACCAUCGGCUGUGAGAGGGUUCUUCUGGAGCCAAGGCGGAAGAGCAAGAAGAUCGGCAUCCGGGGCAUCUUUCCCGGGGCCAGGGUGGUGCGGGGCGUGGACUGGCAGUGGGAGGACCAGGACGGGGGCAACGGGAGGCGGGGGAAGGUGUCGGAGAUCCAAGACUGGUCAGCUGCUUCGCCCCGCUCGGCCGCCUAUGUGAUAUGGGACAAUGGGGCCAAGAACCUGUACCGUGUGGGGUUUGAGGGCAUGGCUGACUUGAAGGUGGUGAAUGACGCCAAGGGAGGAACAGUGUACCGGGACCACCUGCCCAUGCUGGGGGAACAAAACCCAGGACGCUCAGGGCCCCACGGCCUUGCUAUCGGAGACCAAGUAAGUGUUAAUGUGGACCUGGAGCUUGAGAUUGUGCAGUCGCUCCAGCACGGCCACGGAGGCUGGACAGACGGCAUGUUUGAGUGCCUCGGGACCACCGGCACCGUGGUGGGCAUCGAUGAAGAUCAUGACAUCGUGGUGGCCUACCCCUCCGGCAACAGGUGGACGUUCAACCCUGCGGUAUUGACCAAGGUGGGCGGGGGUGUGGUGGUGAGCAGCGAGACCAGCACCAGCCAACAGUUCAGUGUGGGGGACCUUGUGCAGAUCUGUGCCGACCUGGAGCGCAUCAAGAUACUUCAGCGUGGCCACGGGGAGUGGGCCGAGGCCAUGGUCCCGACACUCGGCAAGAUCGGGCGCGUGCAGCAGAUUUACCACGAUAACGACCUGAAGGUGGAGGUGUGCGGCACAUCCUGGACCUACAAUCCCGCUGCUGUCACCAAAGUGUCCUCCGAUGGGGCGGUUCCAGGGGCAGCUAGUGGGGAGAGAUUAAGUGCUCUGCUGAAGAAGAUAUUUGAAGCCCAUGUGUCUGGGGACUUGACGGAAGAGUUGGUGAAGGCUGCAGCUACUGGGGAUGCACAGAAGGUUGAUGAGCUCCUGAAGAAGGGCGACGUUGAUGUGAAUGGCGUGUUUGCCGGCCACACGGCGCUUCAGGCAGCCAGCCAGAACGGCCACCUGGAGGUCAUCCACAUCCUCCUACGCAACAACGCCCACGUGGAGAAGGAGGACAAGGAUGGUGACCGGGCCAUCCACCACGCAGCUUACGGGGAUGAACCAGCUGUGGUGCAGCUACUGGCGGAGGACGGGGCGGACCUCAAUGCCCGCAGCAAGAGGCGGCAGACGCCCCUCCACGUGGCAGUGAACAAGGGCCACGUGGGGGUGGUGAAGACCCUCCUGGAGCUUGGCGGCCACCCCAGCCUGCAGGACCACGAAGGGGACACGCCUCUGCAUGAUGCUGUGUCUAAAAAACGUGAUGACAUCCUGACGCUGCUGCUGGACCACGCGGCUGACAUCACCCUCACCAACAACAACGGCUUCAACUCCCUCCACCAUGCAGCUCUCCGCGGCAAUCCAAGGUGAGGAC